Tetrahymena thermophila SB210 is the source of this 3009-nucleotide messenger RNA. Its product is annotated as transmembrane protein, putative. The transcript has a single exon. The record is from RefSeq and is a predicted model, not a curated record. Lineage: Eukaryota; Ciliophora; Oligohymenophorea; Hymenostomatida; Tetrahymenidae.
AUGCUCGAGCAGCUAUAUCAAAAGAGAGAAAUACCGCCUCUUUUAAGUUGGACUAAAGUAAUGGCUGCUACAGUGAUAUUGAUAGGUGUAGUUUCUAUUAUAUUUACUGUAAAAGCAGGCGUUAAUACUCCAAAGCCUUACAUUUCUAACUUGCUUUUAGUAGGAUCAGGCGUCAUUACAAUAACUGUUUUACAUAUAAAAAAAAAAUAUUUCAAUCUUAUCCACACAGUCAACUGCACAUUCUAUAUGUCAACCAUUAUUUGGACUUAUAUAGAUCAGGAUUUUUAUCACGAUCCUUCAUCUAAUUUCUUGAACGGGUAUAUUCAAGGUUUAGCGACAUACGUUUAUAUAACUGGUACUAAAUUUCUACCAAAAUUAUUUUUAAUAACUUUGCUCUUUGUCAACAUGGCUUUUUGCAAUGGUCUAAAUAGCUUCCUUUCACAAUUUUUAUAGGUGACUCCUCUUUGGCUCAUCUUUAUUUACAAAGUUUAUGUUGAUGAAAAAACAAAUAGAAGAUUAUUUUUAAGCUAAUAAUAAGAGCACGUAUAUAAAUAUAUAAUUUAAAAUGUACUACCGAAUGGUCUUUAUAUAGUUAAAUUUGAUAAAAAAGUUGAAAGAAUUGAAUUAAAUUCGUCUAAUCAAAAACCAAAGCUAUUAAGUUAUGUCAAAAAUAACGAUGAUAUGAAACAUCUAAUGAAAAAUACUAUCUUAGCAAGCGAUGAUGCAAAACUUCAAAAUUUAAUGAAAAGCAAUGCAAUUACUUGGGCUGAUACACUUGAAGGUCAUUUAAGGAGGAAAAUUAGUUAAGCUUUGGAGUGGGGAGAAAAGCGUUUUAUUAAACUCAAAGAUAAAAAUGUAAUUAGAAGCAAGUAAGGAACUAGUUCGAAUGACAGUGAUAACGGAUAGUGUUCUAUCAUCAAUAACAGCAACAUUAAUUUUGAGAAUGGAAGAUCUUUAACAAAAAACACAAUUAACAAUUCAGAUUAAGACAUUCAAAAUAACAGGAACACAUAGAGUACAUACAACUUUCAAUAGUAAUUUUAAAAAAAAAAGCUAUAAGAAUCAUAAAACAAUCAAAUUAUUAGUCUUAAGGGUUAAAAUGGUAAUGGUAAUCUAAGUCCCUUAAAUGAUUUGAAAAAUCUACGCAGUAAAUUAAAAUAAUAUACAUAACCUUCGAAUAAUAAUUUAGAUUAAUAAGAACACAAUUCUAUGGUUGGGUUAAAAUAUCAAUAGACAACACCGGUGUAAAAUAAGCAAAAUAAAACACCUGUUAAUUAAUAUUCCUAAUAAUUAAUAAGCGUUCAAGAGGUUGCAUCUAAUCUUUUAUAUAAUUCAUAAAAUUUAUUAAGCUUACAAAAUUAAGUAGGUUAGCCUAAAAAAUCAAUAAAAGAAAAACUUCCAAAUAAUAACUUAUUAAAAUCUGGUUUAACUUAGCGCAACGUAGCGGCUGCUGCAAGUUAAGCUGUGUUAGAUAAAAAAGUAACCUUAAAUGAAGAAAAUUAAAACACAAUUACAGAUUUAGUUGAAUAUUUCAGUGCAGUCUAUAAAAAGAAUGAUGACACUUAAUAUAAACUUAACCUCCGCUUAAGUACAUUCUACUUGAAUGAAAUUUAUGGUGUUAUUUCUGUUGAAGAUGAAUCUUACAAGGAAAAGUUUGUAUCAAAAGAGCGCGCAUAUUUUAAUUUACAAGAGAUUUUUAUGAGAGCAAUAAAGGAUAUGAAUAAUUUAACUGUUAGCCACCUCUAUAAACUAAUGAGGCAAUAAAACCUAGCAAGUUAAACAGUAGAGCUUGAAAUAAAAAAUAAUUCAGAAAACUUGUAUUAAUUUUUAAAAUUAAAAAAUAAGCUUGACAACUACAAUAGUGCUCUUCAGAUCUUGAGUAGUCGCUUUCCCUAAAAAAUUCAACUUAAUGAAUGUACUGAGUUCAGCUUAUAAAAAGAGCUAAAGCCAUUUUUCGACAUCUGUUUAGCGAAAGCAAAAUUAAGCAAAAUUAAACUUUUAUUCGAUUACAGUCCUGCCAUCCUUUAAAAUGAUUAUCUAUUUACUCAUAAAUAGUUUUUCAAUCAUUUAAUUUUUAAUAUUAUCUUUAAUGCAAUAGAAAAUACUCCACCAAAGGGAAUAAUAGCUGUUCGCAUAGAUUUAAAUUAAGAAAAAACGUAGGUGAAAUUUAAAAUAUUUAACACUACAGUUCAAAAUAUUGAUGCUUAAUAUUUGUAUAACUAUCAUGACCCAAUAACGAUAACAACUCUUAUGAACGAUAUUAAACAUAUUGAUAGACCUCAAUUGGGUCUUCGCUUUGCCCACAGAAUACUCUAAAAACUAGGUCCAUCAUCAAAAAUAGAAUAUACCUAGAAAGAAAACAACAAUUUAUAAGAUUCUUUUAAUAUAGAAAAUAUAUGUGGCUAUCUAGAAUCAGAAAACUCAGCUUACAAAUUCUCACCUCGUUCUUCAGUCAACACAGUCUUCUAAACAUUUUAUUUAUACAAAGAUAUGCAAACAGUUUUACAGCCAAAUAUUUAAGCUAAUAUGCCAAAUUAAUCAAUGCUAAUACAAAAAAGUGUGGUAAGUGACUCAACCGACCUUCUAAAAUAGAGAUUUAUCCUUUAAAAUUAGCUUCAAAAAAAUACACCAUACAUAGCAGAAACUAAAUCUAAUAUUAAGAAUGAGCCAUAAAGGAAUUCAAGUCUUCAAAUUGACAAAUUAACGCCUUAAUAAUUAAAUAUUACUUAGCUGAUAAACGAUAAUUAGGCUUCUUUAGGACUUCAAGUAAUUAACAAAUCAAAUUCUGUUGGUCCAAUCAACUAUAACAAUAGUUCUUCCUGUAUGGUUAUGGAUGAAUCUAAUGACUCAUUUAAAUUGUGGAUUAAAAAUAAACAAAUAGAGGAUUGUAACAAAUCAAUACCAAAGCUUUAUAGUCUAAAAUAAAAUCUAGUAAAUGCAUCAAAAGACUAAAGCUAAAUUUAAAGUGAACAUUUUUCUUCUAUUACUACAAGCAAAAUAAAAGUCUGA